GUUACUGCUGCGGUCACCUGCUGUUGUAGCUGCAGACACGACCUAUAGUCAGUGGUGGCCCUAAUCACCCUGCAAAAACUGCACUCCACCUGUCCAGGGGCAGGACAACGACUGGCGUACACGGCAGAGUGCAUACUUUACGGAGUGUGGUGCUGAUGUGAUGUUGGAGGAUCAGGCUGUGGUGCAUGGAGCCUCCCAUGGCUGUUAGCACCAUGGACUCUGAGUCAGCCCGGACACCUCAGCCCCAGGCUGCCCUGACUAAAGGAGGCCACUCCCUGCUGCAUGCUGGGGCUUUAAGUGCCAUGUUGGGCCCUCAAGGGAAGCACUAUGUCUGUGGCUCCAUUGCAGCUUUUACCAAUAUCGUGGUGACCUUCCCUAUCCAGAAGGUGCUGUUCCGCCAGCAGCUGCAUGGUGUGUUGGCCACUGAGGCGGUGCGGCAGCUUCAAAGGGAUGGGCUGAGGAAUCUUUACCGGGGCCUGUUGCCGCCGCUGCUCCAGAAGAGCACUACAGUCGCCAUUAUGUUUGGCCUGUACGAGGACUUCUCCAGAGUCUUAUUGGACCUGGCUGAUAGCAGUGGUGUGCCGGAGUUGGUUACACGGAGCUUUGCUGCAGCAUUGGCAGGAACUGCAGAGGCCAUCCUGACGCCGUUUGAGCGCGUGCAGACUCUCCUACAAGACCAUCGGCACCACGCCCGCUUCAACAACACGGCCCACACCUUCCGGACACUUCUGACUGAGUAUGGUGUCAGAGAGUGUUACCGUGGCCUUGUGCCUAUACUACUCCGCAAUGGCCCUAGCAAUGUGCUCUUUUUCGGGCUCCGGGGGCCCAUUAAGGAGCAGCUCCCAGAAGCCACUAGUCGGGCAGGUCACUUGGUGAAUGAUUUUGUGUGUGGAGGGGUGUUGGGCGCAGCCCUUGGCAUUAUGUUCUAUCCAUUAAAUGUGGUAAAGUCUCGUGCUCAGUCACAGGUUGGUGGGGCCUUCCAGCCUUGUGGGAAGGUGCUGCUAACAGUGUGGAGAGAGAGGGGUGGCAGCUUGGCUAUGCUCUUCAGAGGGGCCCACCUCAACUACCACCGUUCACUCCUCUCCUGGGGGAUCAUCAAUGCCACCUACGAGCUGCUGCUGAAGCUCAUAUGAAGAGGGGGUGACAAAAAGAAAGAAAGAGAGAGAAAAUAUUUAAAGGGAAAAACCUGUAAGGAGUAAUAGAGCCAGUUUGUAGAGAAGAAGGGUAAUUGUAAAGUAAAGCCGAUGCACUUGCUGUCUGGCAUUGUUUGGAGUUUCCAUAACUGAAAGACAGCAAUGAAGUUGCACUUCUGACAGGGGCCAACAGUCAUUGUGAGAUAACCACCUGCCAUUGUGACUAUUUACUGUUGUCAGAGUAUUAAAAACUAAACACACGCUUUAGCCUAUACAAAACUUGUGCCAGGGUCCAAUUCAAAUGCCCUUGUUUGCUCUGUGUACAAAAAUUUUGUGGAGCGAACUCCAGCGCUUUUUUUCACAGUUUCAAGCAAAGCUUACUUGACUGGAUAAACUGUUUUAUAGGAGAAGCUGUUUCUUUCUAUGUGCUGUGUGCUGUGCUGUUUUGUAGACAAUAUCCAUCUGUUUUUGUUUUUUUCUUUUUGACCUAGAGCACUUUGUCUGUGAAGCUGAAUUCUGCCAUUUAACUCAAACACUUUUGUGCUUUUGACCAUUGAAAUACCCCAAGAAUUACUGUCAAAAAGAAUGUAAUAAACUGUGUGAGCGUUGGCCCUUUUAUUUCUCGUUAUACUCACUCUCCACCAAUUCAGAGUACAUGUCGAGGAGAUCAGGAGGCUAAGAAAUUGCUAAAAUGAGUAUCAGAGAUAUACAUAUUCUUGGACAUACUGUCCAGCAGACACAGGCAGGCUAUUUUAAAACCAUUUCAACUUUCACACAUAAUUCAUCUAUGUGAACUGCGUAGUCAAGCGUUGUUUGUCUUGAUUUAUUUUCUGAAGUGCUAGUGGCAGGUUGUGUCUGUUAUUUGAGUGUUGACAAGUGCCCAUUGAUGUAUUAUGUCAGUAAAACAUACAGUUACACCCA
Molecule: messenger RNA, 2054 nt
Organism: Seriola dumerili (greater amberjack)
Lineage: Eukaryota; Metazoa; Chordata; Actinopteri; Carangiformes; Carangidae
Gene: slc25a51b
Product: solute carrier family 25 member 51
Exons: 2
Coding region: 186-1133 (315 amino acids)
Source: RefSeq, a predicted model, not a curated record